Molecule: messenger RNA, 597 nt
Organism: Cladocopium goreaui
Lineage: Eukaryota; Dinophyceae; Suessiales; Symbiodiniaceae
Source: the annotation of a GenBank genome assembly
AUGCAGCAACCAGGCUUAAAGCCUGGAUUGCUGCAAAAAUACCAGGCGGCAAGGACUGCGGAUGACAAAUGGGCCCUAUUGAAAGCAUUCAUGUUGGACCCAAGUAUGCAGUCGGUGGAGGUUGAAACAAUGUACACAGACCAAGCAGAACACGAUGAUGCCUCGCAGUGGGUGGAACUGCCCCUUUCCCAACUACGCAAACUUUACACAAGCCCUGAGGAGAAAGCCUUCCUUGAACGGGAAAUCAUAGGAAAACAGGGAGGCCGACCGCAUCCCCAGGAUUCAACAGGCCAAGACAAGGAAAUGCGCAUGUACUGGGCAUUUCGAGAGGCCACCGACACCAGCAGAAACAAGCAGGCAAUUGGGACAAAAUUGUCAGCACGAGGAUCAAUUCCCGACAACAAAGCAGCAAGGCAAACACUUGCAGACGGCUUGGCUGCCGCGGCAACCACUUUGGAGGAAAAGGUUCCACUCCACGAGUUGAGCCAGCCCCUAAGCACAAAGGAAAGGGUCAAUCAAAAGGUAGAGGAGGGAAGCCCACUACACCAAAGGCAAGGAUUGAUUAAAAUUCUGAUCCUCAUCAAUUGCAUGAAAUGA